Toxorhynchites rutilus septentrionalis is the source of this 4569-nucleotide messenger RNA. RefSeq lists its product as uncharacterized. Lineage: Eukaryota; Metazoa; Arthropoda; Insecta; Diptera; Culicidae. The record is from RefSeq and is a predicted model, not a curated record. The transcript has a single exon. Bases 1 to 4569 code for a protein of 1522 amino acids.
AUGGAUGUCGAGACCACUGGUAGCAUAACUAUGGAAGACUCGCUUGGCCAAAGAGAUGAAGGUGCACACGCUGUGGAACGUAUAUUACUCCAGGAUCCUGUCUACCCUCCGUUAUCACCGGUAAACGUUCGAACCUACUACGAGUUCUUAGAGGAACCUACAACGGGGGUCAUUCCUAAGGUGAUCAAGAAUGAGACGUUGUACGAAAAGUGGCGGUCUGAAACUCACAAUAUUCGGAGACUUCAGGAUUUAAAGGCAGAGCACAAGAAGGAAAAUGAUAUACGACGGAAUCGUGAAUUGGAUUUAAUUGAACAGAUGAAGCAGAUGGAGCUUCAGAAGCGAGAAGAACUGGAGGAUCAACGAGCGAAAGAGGCUGAUCUGAAAGCGAAACUAGAGCAGCGGGAACGUGAACAGGCGCUCAUUGAGGAGAGGAAACAGAACGAGAUGGCUGCAGUGCAGAACGAACUGAAGCGGCUGAGGACAAUCGAGCAGCGGUUCCUGCAGCAGAACUAUUUUCAUCGACAGCAGCAGAUGGUUGACGGCCACUUAAGUGGGACUGAAUUUGUUCCAGAUGGAUUGUGUCCAAGGUUUCAUCAGCGAGCAGCAUCAGUGAUAAAUGUGCAGUCAUCGGUAGCGAACAACCGACCAGCAGGAACAGUAGGUAACACCCCCGUACCCCUUCGUACCAACAUGCCACCGGUGAGUGUUCAGAAUUUGAUUCCAAACAAUUUACCUCACACUCAAAUAAACACUAGCCCCUCGUAUUUGUGUCAUUCUUUUAUUGAAAAUGGUUUCCCAUCGCCGAUCAGUACCCCUAUGGGUGAUCGCAGCUGUUACAAUAUAACAGAAACUCCUCCAAUAUUGCCGUCCCCCCAUGUUGCGUCUGGUCCACCGAACCAUUGGUCUGUCCCGAGUUCAUUUGUGAUAAAUCCACCUAUGUCGAGUAGUGAAAUUUUGUCAGCAGAAGUUGUCCCAUCGUCCCAGCAGUUGGCAGCCAGGCAAGUCGUGUCGAAGGACUUGCCUGUUUUCUCCGGAGACCCAGUGGACUGGCCACUCUUCUACAGUAGCUAUCAACACUCGACUCAGGUAUGCGGCUAUUCAAAUUCGGAGAAUCUACUUCGUUUGCAACGAAGUCUCAAAGGUCGUGCCAGAGAGGCGGUUAGCAGCUUUCUACUUCAUCCCACAACGAUACCUCAAGUGAUAUCAACGCUGCAAACUCUGUUUGGGAGACCCGAACAUAUCAUCCACAACAUGAUUUCGAAAGUGCGAGCAAUCCCUGCACCGAGGGCGGACCGACUCGAAUCGCUUGUGAGCUUCGGUCUUGCGGUGCAAAAUCUGUGUGGACAUCUAAAGGCGAUCCGGCUGGAGAAACACCUGUCGAACCCCAUGCUGUUGCAAGAAUUGGUCGAUAAGCUGCCGGCUAAUGUUAAACUUAGUUGGGCGCUACACCAGGAGCAGGUGCCGAUGAUCGACCUCAGUGUGUUCGGCGAAUACAUGGGGAAGAUUGUAUCAGCCACUAGCAGUGUAACCGGUUUCAGCACAUUCUCGCAGAAACCAUCGAAGGAUUCCCGAUCCAACGAGAAAGCUUACGUGAACUCUCAUACGACUUCAAAUGAACGAGUAGGCGAACGUGACGAGAACGCAUUCAAUCAUUUUUCAGACAAACAAACAACAGGAAACAAUAUGUGCCUGGCAUGUGGAGUUGGAAUUCAUCAGGUGGCACGAUGUCUGUCCUUCAAAAGACUUUCUCUCGACGAUAGGUGGAAACUGGUAAAAGAAUACAAACUCUGUCGUCGCUGUCUAACGCCACACGUUCGGUGGCCUUGCAAAGGAGAAGCCUGUGGGAUCAACGGUUGUCAGAAAAAACAUCACCGUCUUCUGCAUUCGGACUGCCCGUUAGCAGCAACAUCAUCAACCCAAAAGUCAACGAACGCGACUGUUACGGUUCAUCGUCAAGUCAGCUCAUCUACAUUGUUCCGAGUUCUUCCGGUGACGUUAUAUGGGAAAAAUGGCCAGGUUAACACAUUGGCAUUUCUCGAUGACGGCUCAUCAAUCACUCUGGUUGAACAGUCGUUGGUUAAUGAACUUGGAGUGAACGGCCCAUCGGAAUCUUUGUGCAUUCAGUGGACGGGGGGUGUGAAGAAACAAAUUGCAGAUACAAACCGAAUACAACUCCAGAUUUCCGCAGUAGGUAGCAACAAGCGCUUCAAACUUGGCGAGGCGUAUACUGUGGAAGAUCUUGGACUCCCAGAACAGUCCUUGGACUUCAGCGACAUGUCUUCACGAUUCAAACACCUCGAAGGCGUGCCGGUACAGAGUUUUGACGCAGCAGCACCGGGAGUUCUAAUUGGCUUAAACAACACACACUUGUUGUUUACACUCAAGCUUCGCGAAGGUCGACCAAAUGAACCGAUAGCGACGAAAACGCGUAUUGGCUGGUCAGUUUACGGAAGUCAGCGUGGAACUGAAGGCAAUAUGCAGCAUCGACAGUUACACAUUUGUGCGAAGACAGUCGACGAAAAUCUGCAUGAUUACGUGAAGAAUUUUUUCUCCGUUGAAAGCCUUGGAGUAGCACUUGUCCCUCAGGUGGAAGGAGUCGACGAACAACGAGCUCGUAGAAUCCUAGAAGAGACCACGGUGCGUACGACUAGUGGAAGACUUCAAACAGGGCUGAUAUGGAAGUAUGAUGGAGUAGAAUUACCUGAUAGUCGACCUUUGGCGGAGAAGAGGUUGAGGUGCUUAGAGAAGCGGCUGUCCAGGGAUCCUGUACUGUACAGCAAAGUUCGUCAGCAAAUGUCAGACUACUUGGAGAAAGGCUAUUCACACAAAGCAACCGUCGAGGAAUUGAGUCGCUUCGAUCCACGUCGCACAUGGUAUCUCCCUAUCGGUAUAGUUCUCAAUCCCAGAAAACCGGACAAGGUGAGAGUAAUCUGGGACGCUGCAGCCAAAGUCGAAGGUAUUUCAUUGAAUUCGAUGCUGCUAAAGGGCCCAGAUCUUCUAACUUCGCUUCUGUCUGUAUUGUUCGGGUAUCGUGAACGUGAGGUGGCAAUUUCUGGAGAUCUUAAAGAAAUGUUCCAUCAACUUCUUAUCCGGGAGGAAGAUCGUUGCGCGUUACUGUUCCUAUGGAGAAACUAUCCAGAGAUGCCAAUCGAAGUCAUGGUGAUGAAUGUUGCGAUCUUCGGCGCGUCGUGUUCCCCAACACAAGCUAUAUUUGCAAUGAACCUGAACGCUGAGGAAAACGAAGUCGACCACCCAAGGGCAGCCAUCGCAAUCAAGCACCAUCACUAUAUGGACGACUAUUUGGAUAGUGUCGAUACGGACGUGGAGGCUGUUAAGUUGGCAUUGGAAGUAGCGGAAGUUCACUCAAAGGCUGGCUUCGAAAUCAGGAAUUGGUUGUCGAACAAGAAGACGGUGCUUGAAAAAAUCGGCGAAAUGAAUCCUAAGUCCGUAAAAUGCUUCACUACCGACAAGGAAAUGGACAAAGAGAGACUCCUUGGGAUGAUCUGGCUGCCGGAAGAAGACGUAUUUUCGUUUGCGCUCAGUUUCCGGGAAGACCUGCUGAAAAUAGUAUCAGGAGAAACAAUUCCGACUAAACGGGAAAUGCUAAAAGUUACAAUGAGCAUCUUUGAUCCUCUAGGUAUCGUGGCAGCCUUCGUUAUACACGGGAAGGUUCUUGUUCAAGAUGUCUGGAGGUCCAAAAUCGAUUGGGAUGAAAAAAUUCCCUGGGAAAUCUUCUGCCGUUGGAAACAGUGGCUUUCUGUGCUCCGCAAGAUGAAUACAGUCAAAGUCGAUCGCUGUUAUUUCCCAGGGUACAACCCUGACUGCUAUAACUCCCUGAAUCUGCACGUCUUCAUAUACGCUGGCGAGGAAGCCUACGCUGCAGCAGCCUAUUUUCGCGUUGUGGACAAUGGUCGUGUUCGUUGUAUUCUGGUGUCUUCGAAGACGAAAGUCGCUCCACUCCAACCCCUCUCCAUACCUAGAUUGGAGUUGCAAGCCGCAGUACUUGGGGCUCGUUUGCGGAAGACGAUUGAGGAGAAGCAUUCGCUCAAAAUUCAACGCACCUUUUUCUGGAGCGACUCCUCUACAGUCAUCGCAUGGAUUAAAUCGGACGCUCGUCGCUAUAGACAAUUCGUGGCCUUUCGAGUUAAUGAAAUCCUCAGCCUGUCAUCCGUUCAGGAGUGGCGGUGGGUGCCCACAAAACUCAACGUUGCUGACGAAGCCACUAAGUGGGGAAAAGGACCAUCUUUUGAUCCAGACAGCCGAUGGUAUCGUGGACCUAAAUUUCUGUAUGACAGCGAACACGAAUGGCCAAGGGAUUGCAGAGAAGAAAAUAGCACUACAGCGGAGGAACUUCGUUCAGCUUUUGUUCAUAAACAUCACGUUAUCGAGCAAGUGGUAAAGUUAGAGCGAUUUUCUCGGUUGGAACGACUACUACGGAGCAUGGCUUACGUCGUGCGAUUCAUCGACUCAUCGGUUGAUCAGAGAAAAACCGUUGCAGUUGGACGCGUUAACUACGGAGGAGCUGCAGAACGCCGAACGGUGUCUAUGGCGAAUUGCUCAGAGCGAUGA